Macrobrachium nipponense is the source of this 1332-nucleotide messenger RNA. Its product is annotated as zinc finger MYM-type protein 1-like. Gene Ontology annotation, molecular function: protein dimerization activity. The record is from RefSeq and is a predicted model, not a curated record. Bases 1 to 1332 code for a protein of 443 amino acids. The transcript has a single exon. Lineage: Eukaryota; Metazoa; Arthropoda; Malacostraca; Decapoda; Palaemonidae.
AUGGCAGACGACACUACAGACGUUUCAGAACACACUCAAAUGGUUAUUGUUCUAAGAUACUUGGUAGGUGAAGAGGUUGUUGAGAGAUUUUGGGGAUUUUUCACUCCAGAAAAUCAAACAGCAGAUGGGUUAUCGAAAUGCAUCCUCGAUCAGUUAAACACAGUCCUUGAAGGGAAUGCAGAGAAACUGAUUGCUCAAACAUUCGAUGGUGCAACUGUUAUGAAAGGUAAGAAGGGUGGGGUUCAGGCUAAAAUCAAAUCAGUGUACAAUAACGCCCACUUCAUUCACUGUUAUGCCCACCAACUUAAUUUUAUAAUGCAAAAUGUUGCAAGUGUUACACGGGGUUCACGAAUAUUUUUCUCCAACCUUUCGGGCAUAGCAGCAUUUUUUUCAAGGUCGCCUCUACGUUUAAAUGUUCUUACAAAGCACAUGACUAGCCGCAUUCCACGCCCAUCUUCUACAAGGUGGAACUUUCAUAGUCGCACUGUCAAAAAGGUUUAUGAACAUUUUGAACCCUUAAAAAAAUGCAUGGAGGAAAUACAGAGUACAUCAAAUGCUACUAUAACCAUACGAGAAGCAACAGGUAUUUUGAACGCCCUGAAAGAUGAAAGUUUUAAGUUUUGGUUGGAGCUUUUCCACCAGAUAAUGCCUCACGUAGAAGUGUUUUUUCACCAAAUGCAGUGUAGAGACAUUGAUGUGACUAAAGCACAUGAGUUCAUUACAAACUUCAAAAGGGCCAUAUCUGAAAUAAGAAAUUCCAAAUACUGUGAAAAUCCCACAAAAACACUCAUGGCUGAAGCAAAAGAAGUGUGUGACUGUGUGUGUGCUGACAUAGCUGAGAGAUUUUCUUUCACUAAACAAUUAGUAGCUGCUAAACUGUUCAAUAAAGACUGUUUCACUAACUUCAAGCAAAAAGUUACUUUAGAAGAAGUUGAAGUAGCCACUGAAGCUUACCCAAUGAUUGCCAAAGAAAGACUUUUGACUGAACUUAGAGCAUUCUAUGACAGAUGUGAUUUGCAUGAGUUUUCCAAAUUGAGUGAACUAUUGAAGAUUGUGAAUGAAAAUAACUUAGGUGUACUCUGUGAAAUGACAAAACUUAUAAAAAUUCUUUUGACAAUUCCAAUGACUACAGCAGAGCCCGAACGUUGUUUUCCAACACUGAAGAGGGUCAAAACUUUCUUAAGGAGCACUAAGAAGCAGGAUAGGCUAAAUGCACUAGCUAUGAUUUCAAUAGAGAAGAUUUCUAUCAAUAAUAUGCAAGGUCUAAAUGAAAAAGUUAUUGAUCUGUUUGCACAAAACAAGAACAGGAGAAUGGACUUCCUUUUCAAAUAG